Messenger RNA from Stylophora pistillata, 1138 nucleotides. RefSeq lists its product as uncharacterized. The record is from RefSeq and is a predicted model, not a curated record. NCBI's taxonomy places the organism in Eukaryota, Metazoa, Cnidaria, Anthozoa, Scleractinia, Pocilloporidae.
UUGAAUCCAAAAGGAGAAAUAAGCAACGCAACAAAUUUAUCAAAUUGAGAGGGGAAUGAAAUGCACUUCGGCAUAUCGUUUUGGCCGGGAGUCACCUGUCCCCUCCACAACGAAAAAUCGUUCUAAAGUUGCAGAUACCCACGGUAGUUAUCUUUGCGUAUUAUGACCCUCCUCAAAAAGCUAGGUUCUGAGAUUAACGUAUGGUCGGAACUGAUAAGAUUUAGCAGAUCGAAUCAGUAUGCGCAGUGCAGUGACAGCACGAAUCGAUUUAGCAAAGGCUGAGUAAGUAAUUAUUAUACCAUUGAGCCCCAAAAAUAGUAUCUAGAGAAAUUAAUUUAUAAUUUCUUUUGUCAUAGAUGAUCUUUAGGCCAAGAUCGUGUCAUGUGCACCUACGAGAAGUCUUUGAGCUCUGAACAGAUAUCACUCGACCCUGUGCUUGUUCAACAAACACAGAGCUCCACUGAGCUCACCGUUCACUUAACCCUUUCACGAAUGGAAUCUGAGAUGCCCACCUACGAAACGGUGAGCGACUGCCAAAAAGAGUGCGAGUAUGAUAACAUUGAUGAGACUCAUCGAACGUCCAGGUCAGUAAGUGAGAGUUGUUCAGAUAUUCAGGAGCUAGAACGAAGAAAGACACUGGUGGUGAGUGAUAAAAAAGGAAUACAGCGGCCAACCAGCUUCUGCGAUGAAAAAGAAGGAAACAAGGAUUAUGUUGACGCUGUUGUUCACAAACAAAGAAAAGGCAGAGCCGUUUCUGAAGCAAGCGCCUUCAAAAAACCUCAGAAUCACCUUCAGGAAGGAACUGGUGGAUUACCUGGUAACCGGGCGUCCUGUAUAGAGCUCGAAGUCAAUACCAAGGCCGCCAUGGAGGAGACACCCAAGACUGGCAAGAAUACAGAUUACCUGUAUACAGUUGUUGACAAGACGAAAAAGAAGAAGAAAAAAUCGCCACAGAUGCCCCCUCCCUACCGAGGCCCUGAGUACGCAGAUCUCGUCCACUCCCGAGAAAACUACGCUAAGCUUGCCAAAGAACAGUCCCAGUCAGUAUACGCACACGUUGAUCAAGUUACGACCCUAAGCGUAAAGGCAUCAGAGCAGAAUCACGAGGAAGCAAAGGAAGGGAAACAUUAGUGAACUC